Messenger RNA from Nannospalax galili (Upper Galilee mountains blind mole rat), 5202 nucleotides. RefSeq names its product CMT1A duplicated region transcript 1 (gene Fbxw10b). The coding region runs from base 160 to 3000 and encodes 946 amino acids. The record is from RefSeq and is a predicted model, not a curated record. Gene Ontology annotation, molecular function: protein binding. Lineage: Eukaryota; Metazoa; Chordata; Mammalia; Rodentia; Spalacidae. The transcript is spliced from 13 exons.
ACAGAUAACUUUUCCAUCCACCAUAGUGGCUUCCUUUUUCUCCAGAUGUUUAUCACAGAAAGGGCUCAGAAAAGGAUAUUUCUCUGUGGGCCCUGUUCCUCUGGUGUUUGAUGGUGUUCCUAACAGACAAGGAUACAAUGAACUGGUCAUCUCAGAGUCAUGGAAAAUGUGGAACCGAGGCUCAAAAAUGCCCCCUAUUUUCGUUGUGAAAAGGGACCAGAAUGGGUUCCUGUAUGCCAGAAAUGUGAAACCUGCAUCUUGGCCUGGAAGAUCUUUGCUACCAAAGAGUGGUUUCGGAGGGUCAACGAUAUAUCCCAGAGGCGGUUUCUGGUCAGCAUUCUGGGGCAGUUAAAUAGCUUGAAUCUGUUACACUAUUUCCAAAACAUCCUGCAGACUACCCAGGGGAAGGAUUUCAUCUAUCACAGGUCCCGGAUCAACCUCAGCAGGAAGGAUGGGAAGGAGGAGGAGGAGGUGAAGUCCUCCUUGAACCAGAUGUUGGAUAAAACCUUGGGGCAGAAGAUGAAGGAGAUCCUGUACUGGUUUGGCAACAGCUCCCAUCGCACCAAAGCAAAUUACACUCUCAUGCUGUUGCAGAUGUGUGACCCAAAGUUACUGCUCACUGCUGCUGAUGUGAUCAGAGUCCUGUUAAUGAAGGAGUUGAACGCUAUCUCAGGGUUCCAUCAAGACUGUUCUGAUGUAUCAUUCUACCCUGAACAAAACGACAGUCCCACAUCUGACACCUCGCAUGUCUACUGGACAGUUAGACCCAUACCCUUAUCCUUCCCGCUGUCCCAAACUGCACGAAGUAAAAGUGUGAUUGAAAAGAGGGAGAGACAAGCAAUGAUGGAAAGACAAGGGAAGAAUUCACUCCAGUGUAUUUCUGAGAUGAAUAAGCUGUUUUCUGGAAAAUCAGGCACAUGCCGGCUGGGGGACGAUCCAUGCAACCCCCUGCUAAGCCUGGAUGAUGUCAGGAUUCUGUCUUCUGGGUUCAGCAAACACCGGGACUUUAUCCGUAACCUGCCCCUCCACAUCUCCAAGUACAUUCUAAGAAUGCUGGAUAAGAACAGUCUGAACAGGUGUGCCUCUGUGAGCCAGCACUGGGCCAUGCUGACCCAACAAGUCAUGGUGGACUUGUCCAUGCAGUCCUUCAUUCAGAACCAGAUUUCUGUCUUGCAGGGGUCCUACACAAGGGGAAUAGAUCCUAGUUAUGCCAGCAAGGUCUCUAUCCCAGUUCCUAAAAUAGCAGAUGAUGGAAAGUGUACGUGUUCAAAAAAUCAGAAGUGGAAACUGAGAACAAAGAAUGACUACAACCUGUGGACUGCAUACCAGAACCAGGAAACUAGGCUGGUCCAGAUGGAAGAGAGAAAUGUUUUCUGUGGCACCUACAAUAUCCGCAUUCUGUCUGAUACGUGGGACCAAUACAGAAUCAUACACUAUACUGGGGGAGAUCUGGUCGCUGUAUCAGCUAACAGGAAGAUUCACCUUCUGGACAUUACACAAGCCAAGGAGACACCCAUUGAGUUCCGAGGCCAUGCAGGCAGCAUUAGGGCUCUCUAUUUGUGUGAGGCUCAAAACAUUCUCCUAAGCGGGAGUUACGACCUGAGCAUCAGAUGCUGGGAUGUGCAAAGUGGGGUUUGUAUAAGAAUAUUCUAUGGCCACCAGGGAACAAUCACUUGCCUGGAUUUAUAUAAGCACAGAUUUGUAUCUGGAGCAAAAGAUGGACAGGUGAAAGAAUGGGACAUAGACACAGGGAAGUGCCUGAAGAUCUUUAAACACAAAGAUCCCAUCUUGGCCGCCAAGAUCAGUGACACCUACAUCGUGAGCAGCUGUGAGCAAGGUCUGGUUAAAGUGUGGCACACUGUCACAGCCCAGCUGGUGAAGACUCUCAUGGGGCAUGAAGGAGCUGUGAAGUGCCUGUCCUUUGACCAAUGGCAUCUUGUCUCAGGAGGUGCUGAUGGCCUGGUCAUGGCCUGGAGCAUGUUGGGAAAGUACGAGCGGUGUCUGAUGGCCUUUAAGCAUCCAAAGGAGGUGCUGCAGGUGUCCCUGCUCUAUCUCCGGGUCCUCAGCGCCUGUGCAGAUGGCAAGAUUCGCAUUUACAGCUUCCUCAAUGGCAACUGUCUGAAGGUGAUAAAAGUCGAUGCCAGAGGUGAUCCUGUGCUGAACGUCUUUUAUCAGGGAAACAGGAUGGUGGUCAACACAAACAGCAAUAUCCUCAUGUUCCAGUUCGAAAAUGUAAAAUGGCAGUACUCCCCGGACAGAAGUAAACUGAAGAAGAGUAAGGACAGGGAGGAGGAGAAGGAAGAAAACAGCCUUGGGGAGGUGCUGUCCAAGACCAGCACUCAGGCUCACAGCCUCAGAGACUCGGUGUCUAGUAAACAAACUGUGACCCAGGAGUCCCCAGUAAAUAAAUCUCAGAAGUCCCACAUUCAUCUGAAGCCAACCAAGGAGCUCUCCCCAGAUGGUGUGGACAUUCGUGCAGCAGAAAUCAGACAUCCAAAGAAAAAGUCCUGGAAUGUCCCCAUGACACCUGACCGGUUCCUUCUGACUGUCAAUGCACUGCAACAGGCCCAUAAUUCUGAGGAAUUUGCCUAUCCCCAAAGGCCCCGAACCCAAGUCAUUGAUGCCUGGGGACCUUCAAUUCCAUACCCAAGGAAGGUCUUAACUUUCAAAGGAAAAUCAAUUCAAGAUGCUGUUGACCAGUUGCGACUCAGUCAUCCUACCAUGGAUGUGAAACAAACCAAUAUUCCUCCUGAAAUCCAGAAACUGCAGCCCAACUUGAAAAAAUCUUUGCAUAGUACCAGAGUCCAAUCCACCGUACCCCAGCCCCUGCUUAUCUGCUCCAGGAUCUUUGGUGGUUUAAGGGGCAAAGAGCUCUUGUCCAGUUCAAUCAGUGGGGCAAUGCACAAGAAAGGCCCCCUGACCAGCAUGCAGGUCAUCAAACCGAACCACAUGCUAGCUCCACGAAGCGGCACAGCUACCCUGGCUCUCAAGAAAGAAUGACCUCAUUUCUACACAACUCUGUCCUCUUCGAAUAAACACUGGGUUCAUGCUGUUGACUAUGAAGGAGGAGAAAGGCUAUGGGGAAGCCAAGAUGAAGGAAUACCAGGCUAGUGAGUCCACUAAAGUCAUAAAUCCAGGAGAAGCCAGUAGAGCUGCAUGGAUCUGUAAGAUCAAAGGUCUGCCUAUUGAUAAUUUCAUGAAACAAGGGAAAACAGCAACCCCUGAACUUGGACAAAAUGUGUUUAUCUAAACCAGGCUUGGGAAAUUGCUGCAUCAUUAUAACAAACAGAAAACAAGGGGGUGUUGAUGUUUGGACUUUUCUUUUUUAACAUUUCCUUGGCAAUUAAUGUGAAACUUCCUAUGAACCAAAGAACUAAGAGUAUUACAGUAAGAAAAUAGGAGCCAGGGAGAGAGUGCCAUCUGCAUUCCACUAUGGGAGAUGUAGGCAAGUUCACUGAUGGAUGGGUGUAAGGAGGUGAUCAAUGGAAAGUAGAUGCCACUCAUCACUACCAGUUUAGGAUUAUCAUUGCUUCCAGCAAAUUUUAACAAUGGAAUUAUCUGGGUAAUGCAUCAAAGUUUCCUGGAAUCUUUGCACAGAAUGAAACUCAGUUCAAGUAAAUGGGUGAGGGGAGCUCAACAGGUCGACUUUAGAACGUUAUAUGUGCUUUUCCUGCUCAGAAUAAACUCCAUCAGAAGAAAAUUAAGCACAUUCAUAUUCUCUAGAAAAGAGGCACUAAUAUCAGGUGUGUUGAUGCUCCUAUUUAAACCUUAGGGGACGGUGUCAGAGACAAGGCAGGUCAUUGGAAAAGAUUAAUCUACCAAGGGGUCAUGGAUCACUGAAGGGUUCCAGCCUCCUACAAAAGGGAUAGCCCUUACUCAGAGGCAAACACAACCCAGACCUUUGGUUUAAGUCCUAGAAUGCAGAAGGCUGAGGCAGGAGAAUUGAGUAUAGAGGUUAGCCUGGGCUAUUCAAACUGUAUCUAAGUCACUCUGUGCUACAUAGUAACAUCCUAUUUUAUUUUAAAAGCAAACAAACCACUACUCCAAACCCUAAAACAAAAACUUCAAAAUGUAAAAUACCCAAAUCCCUCCAAACAAAAAGAUCAGAAAUUCACUUUCCUGGCAAACUGUUUUAAAUGGUUAAAAGAUGCCAUGAACUCAAGUUGAAUGCAUAUCAAAAGAACCACCAAAAGAUAACUUCAUACAAACCUCAAACACAAGGUAGGACACCAAAACAUGUCUAAGGUUACAGAGUCAUCUGUCACCUUCAUGUGUAGACAUGCAGUUAACUUGCCAAGCUUUCUCUCUUCGGGGAGCUGUUGCUAUUUCUUCACUAUUCUGAUAAUAUGUUUGAAGCAGUGCUAGUAAAGAGCCAGAAAAAAAUUUGGGUUUCAGCGAAAAGAAUCCCUUCAGUUAAGAAAAGGUGAGGGUUGGAGGGGUAGCCCAGUGGUUAUAAGCACUUGCUAUGCCUGCAGGCUCAGUUCCCAACACCCAUGUGUGUAACUCCAGUUUCUGGGGAGCUGAAACCCUGUUCUGGCCUCUGUGGGCACCAGGCAUGCAGGUCAGAUGUAUAUACAUACACUGAAGCAAAGCAUUCAUAUAAUAAAAAUAUAAAAUCUUAUACAAAAGAAAAGAUGGGGAUACACAUCCCAUGAGUCUUACAACGAGAUGGAUCAAAUAAAAUAUUGCUAUCACCACAGUUUCAAAGAUGGCUUUAAGGUGCUAGACAGAUGACUCAGUGGUUAAAAGCACUGACUGCUGUUGGAGAGGACCCAGGCUCAGUUCCCAGUACCCACAUGAUGGAUAACAACCAUCCAUAACUCCAGUUCCAGGGGAUCCAACACCCUCUUCUAACCUGUGUGGGUAUUGCAUGACAUGGUGCACUUAAUACAUACAAAUAGACUCUCAUGAAUAAAUCAAAAGUGGCUUUAAAUUCUCUGAAUUUUAGGUCUAGGCAAGAGCUCACCAUCAGCAGGUGAACUUAAACAGUAGUUAACAAUAACAUCUCCCAUUUACUAAUUACUUUGUAAGGACACCGAGAUUUGUUAUAGAAUUGAUAAUAGAGGGCAGGCACUGAAAUCCGGUUCCAACCUCUGUUCCUGUUCCUGGUUUAAGGUUAUUGCCUUCCUAACAGUGUCCCCCGCCCCCCACCCCCGUUGCUUAUCCUAGUCCCCUUGCUUUGUUCUUACUUUUUAUCCCUUC